Molecule: messenger RNA, 4182 nt
Organism: Pipistrellus kuhlii (Kuhl's pipistrelle)
Lineage: Eukaryota; Metazoa; Chordata; Mammalia; Chiroptera; Vespertilionidae
Product: inter-alpha-trypsin inhibitor heavy chain H4
Exons: 29
Coding region: 69-4037 (1322 amino acids)
Biological process (GO): hyaluronan metabolic process
Molecular function (GO): serine-type endopeptidase inhibitor activity
Source: RefSeq, a predicted model, not a curated record
AGCAGGUUACUAAUUCAUUCCCCUCUUUCUCUCAGGUUCAGAAGCAGCCUGCCAGGCACUGGGCCCAAAUGAAGCCCCCAGCCUCUGUCCGCAACUGUGCCAUCCUGCUGGUCCUGUUGCCGCUGCUGGCUGUCCUCCAGACCACCCAUGCCCAAAAGAAUGCCAUCGACAUCUACAGCCUCACUGUGGACUCCAAGGUCUCCUCUCGGUUUGCCCACACGGUCAUCACCAGCAGGGUGGUCAACAAAGCGGAUUCCAUGCAGGAGGCCACCUUCCAGAUAGAGCUGCCCAAGAAAGCCUUCAUCACCAACUUCUCCAUGAUCAUCGACGGUGUGACCUACCCAGGGAACAUCAAGGAGAAGGAUGCAGCACAGGAGCAGUACAGUGCGGCCGUGGCCAGGGGGGAGAGCGCUGGCCUUGUCAAGGCCACUGGGAGAAAGAUGGAGCAGUUCCAGGUAUCGGUCAGUGUGGCUCCCGCUGCCAAGGUCACCUUCGAGCUGGUGUAUGAGGAGUUGCUCAAGCGGCGUCUGGGAGUGUAUGAGCUGCUGCUGAAAGUCCAGCCCCGGCAGCUGGUCAAGCACCUGCAGAUGGACAUUCACAUCUUCGAGACUCAGGGCAUCAGCUUUCUGGAGACAGAGAGCACCUUCAUGACCAAUGAGCUUGCAGAGGCCCUCACCGUCUCACAGAACCAGACCAAGGCUCACAUCCGAUUCAAGCCGACGCUGUCCCAGCAACGGAAGUCUGCAGAGCAAGAGGACACAGUGGUGGAUGGCGACUUCAUCGUCCGCUAUGAUGUGAACCGCACCCUCUCUGGAGGCUCCCUUCAGAUCGAGAAUGGCUACUUUGUGCACUACUUUGCCCCAGAGGGUCCGUCCAUGAUACCCAAGAAUGUGAUCUUCGUCAUUGACACCAGUGGCUCCAUGAUGGGCAAGAAAAUCCGGCAGACUCAGGAAGCCCUCAUCAAGAUCCUAGAGGACCUCAGGCCCGAAGACCACUUCAACCUCAUUACCUUCAGCAGGGAGGCAACCCAGUGGAAGCCAUCUCUGGUGCCAGCUUCAACCCAGAAUGUGGAGGAGGCCACGAAAUAUGCUAACACCCUCAAGGCCCAUGGAGGAACCAAUAUCAACGAUGCGAUGCUGAUGGCCGUGCAGCUGCUGGAGACAGCCACCCGGGAGGAGCAGCUGCCCUCAGGGAGCGUGUCCCUUCUCCUCCUCCUCACUGAUGGCGACCCCACUGUGGGCGAGACCAACCCCAGCAAGAUCCAGAAGAAUGUGCAGGAGGCCAUAGGUGGUCAGUACAGCCUCUUCUGCCUGGGCUUUGGCUUCGACGUCAGCUACGCCUUCCUGGAGAAGCUGGCGCUGGACAACGGCGGCCUGGCUCGGCGCAUCUACGAGGACUCGGACUCCGCCCUGCAGCUGCAGGACUUCUACCAGGAGGUGGCCAAUCCCCUGCUGACCACUGUGACCUUCGAGUACCCAGGCAGUGUUGUGGAGGAAGUCACACAGCACAACUUCCGGCUGUUCUUCAAGGGCUCCGAGAUGGUAGUGGCCGGGAAGCUCCAGGCCCAGAGCCCUGAGGUGCUCUCAGCCCAAGUCAGCGGGAAGCUGUCCACAGAGAACAUCACCUUCCAAGUGGAGUCCCAGGUGGCAGAGCAGGAGGAGGAGUUCCAAAAGCCCAAGUACAUCUUCCACGGCUUCAUGGAGAGACUCUGGGCGUACCUGACCAUCCAUCAACUGCUGGAGCGAAUGGUUUCCACGUCCGAUGCUGAUAAGAAGGCCCUGGAGAAGCAAGCUCUGUGCUUGUCGCUCAACUAUAGCUUUGUCACCCCCCUCACGUCCAUGGUGGUCACCAAACCAGAAGGCCAAGAACAAGUUGCUGAGAAGCCCGUGGAAAGUGAAAAGGUUCCAUCAAGUAAGGGCCUAAUACCUUCAAAGGCUGGCAUUGGUGAUGGGUGGCUGUAUCAGGACCUCGGACCCCAGUCUCACAAAGUUGCUGGCCAAGGCCUCUCCAGCCCAGCCUGCUGCCAGGAGGGGGCUCUGUCUGCCCAAGCACAUGGGUGCUUUAGACACCUGUUUGCUCAGACAUUGGCUGUCCUGGGCGCUAGGGGCACAGUCCCCAUCCAGCUGGAUGCACACCCAGGUCUCUCUGAUUUCCAGGUCGCAUUGUCUUCAGACAUCGAGCCAUGGGACACACAGGGCCCAAAUUACCAGGUAUCAAAGCAGGGGAGUGGAGAAGGAACCCUGGCCACACCCAUACACUAUCCCAUCCUUCCGUUGGCCGGGCCCCGAACUCUGAAAAGGACAUGCCUAAACAAAGACUUUUUCUUCCAGAAACAAGCCCUACAGCCCCACCACCAGAUUGUUCUACCUGCCCCAGCAACCACAUCUGCUGCCCCAGCCCCCAUCCAGGCUCCCACCGUCAUCCUGCCUCUGCCGGGGCAGAGCGUGGACCAGGUCUGCGUGGACAUCAAGCGCACCCCGGGGCCAUCAUUACGCCUGCUCUCAGACCCUGACCAAGGUCUCGAGGUGACUGCGGAGUAUAAUAUGCAGAAGGCCCAGUUCUCCUGGAUCAAGGUGACUUUCAAGAAUCCCCAGCUGCAGGUCCAUGUGUCCCCUGAGCACGUGGUCCUGACUAGGGGCCGAAGAAGCUCUGAGUACAAAUGGAAGGAGACGCGGUUUGUGGUGAUGCCUGGGCUCACGAUGACCAUGGACAAGGCGGGGCUCCUGCUGCUCAGCAGCCCAGACAAAGUGACCAUCGGCCUGCUGUCCUGGGACGGCCCUGGGCAGGGGCUUCGGCUGCUUCUGCGGGACACUGACCGCUUCUCCAGCCGCGUCGACGGGAUCCUUGGCCGCUUUUACCAGGGCGUGCUCUGGGGGCCGCCAGAUGCCACAGAUGACAGCAAGCGAACACUGAGGACUCAUGGGUUUGACUACAGUGCCACCAGAGUCUCCAUCUUUGGGCCCACAGAGAACAUCACCUUCCAAGUGGAGUCCCAGGUGGCAGAGCAGGAGGAGGAGUUCCAAAAGCCCAAGUACAUCUUCCACGGCUUCAUGGAGAGACUCUGGGCGUACCUGACCAUCCAUCAACUGCUGGAGCGAAUGGUUUCCACGUCCGAUGCUGAUAAGAAGGCCCUGGAGAAGCAAGCUCUGUGCUUGUCGCUCAACUAUAGCUUUGUCACCCCCCUCACGUCCAUGGUGGUCACCAAACCAGAAGGCCAAGAACAAGUUGCUGAGAAGCCCGUGGAAAGUGGGCUGGAGGAGGGGAAGCUGAUUGCUCUGAAUCCUGACUGCCUUCUCCCUUUUUCGUUUCUGGCUAUUCCUGUACUAGCAUCUCUCUCUGCCGGUGGUUCCAUUUUAGUGGUUGAUAAUCCACGUUACACAAGGAAAGAAACAAGCCCUACAGCCCCACCACCAGCCCCCAUCCAGGCUCCCACCGUCAUCCUGCCUCUGCCGGGGCAGAGCGUGGACCAGGUCUGCGUGGACAUCAAGCGCACCCCGGGGCCAUCAUUACGCCUGCUCUCAGACCCUGACCAAGGUCUCGAGGUGACUGCGGAGUAUAAUAUGCAGAAGGCCCAGUUCUCCUGGAUCAAGGUGACUUUCAAGAAUCCCCAGCUGCAGGUCCAUGUGUCCCCUGAGCACGUGGUCCUGACUAGGGGCCGAAGAAGCUCUGAGUACAAAUGGAAGGAGACGCGGUUUGUGGUGAUGCCUGGCCUCACGAUGACCAUGGACAAGGCGGGGCUCCUGCUGCUCAGCAGCCCAGACAAAGUGACCAUCGGCCUGCUGUCCUGGGACGGCCCUGGGCAGGGGCUUCGGCUGCUUCUGCGGGACACUGACCGCUUCUCCAGCCACGUCGACGGGAUCCUUGGCCGCUUUUACCAGGGCGUGCUCUGGGGGCCGCCAGAUGCCACAGAUGACAGCAAGCGAACACUGAGGACUCAUGGGUUUGACUACAGUGCCACCAGAGAGCUCAAGCUGGAUUACCAAGAGGGGACCCCGGGAACAGAGAUUUCUUGCUGGACUAUCAAGCUAUUUUCCUGAUGGCAGGAGUUAUACCCACUCAUCCACCCACCCCCAUGCCACCCCACUGUGUGCAGAUGGCUGUCAUCUGUGACCAGAGCCGCCUGUUGGGUCUCGCCGUGAUGGGGAGGGGAGUGCCACUUACUACAAAUAAAGGAAGGUAGUG